CUUUCAGGCAUCGCUAAGGACAACUAAAACACGGGGUCCUCUGUUGAAGGACCACGCGGAGAAGUAAACAGAAAAGAAAUAUGUAUGCCAGCGUUAAUUAGCAUACAAUCAUCGAUUUUAGUCGAAUAAACUUUGUUCCAACGUGCAGUUCAUCACGACACGAUGUCAGAGGAUAACGAACUAGAAAAGCGUGCAGUAGAGGAGCUCCUAAAUGAGACUGACAGGGCUCGAGUGAGAGCGGAGACCAUGGGCCCUGCAGGAUGGUUAAAGUGUCCCGUGCGGAGCAUGAACAAGCGCUUCCUCCUCAACACCCUGCGCUCCACCGGCCUGCAGCGACGCACCAGUGAGUCCAGAGACCGACACUCCUCCACGAGAGGGCGCCGGAGCAGCGAGUCCCCAGACAGAAGCCGCAACCGCAGCAGAACACCUCCCAGAGAUCCCAGUAGUAAUGGAGGCCACACAGACCAUAAACAUCAUCACAGAGACAGCUGCAAUAACAAAGAUAAGAACCAGGAGAGGAGUUACAGGCACAAAGACAACAGAGAGCGGAGACAUGGGAGGGAUGGCCAGAAGAGAGACAAAGACAGACUUCGUAAAUAAAGACUUUUGUCCGGGGGAGGAACCCUGAUUUUACAGAAGCCACUCCCUGUCCUGGCAGUUGAGAGGUGGACACUCCUGAACCUGCUCUCUGACUACUAGCUAACACACCUUACAGAACUGCUAGCAAACUAAGAGACCUGUCCUGUCCCCUAUCUGAGAAGACAUGCAUUUAAGUUUGUGCUGAUGGAGGAUGUUCUUACAUUGUAGUUUCCUGACAGUUCACUUUUGAAAUAACAACAAUUGUGUAAUUGGUUAGCUAUAUGUCCUCCCUUAAAUUGCUCCUAAAGCCAGUAGCCACCUUAUUUUACCUACAUUGGAGUAAAUAAAUCUCCUAGUGGCGUUAUUGUUCAGGAAAUCAGGAGUAGAACUUUUUAUUAGCCCACAUUUUCAUGCCCUUGCUUCUCACAUGAUUAAUGUUUAGUGUAAUUCUGUUUCACCCACAGUAGAAGAGAUUUGAUUUCAAUUAUAAUGACGUUACCAUUCUUCUGUCAUUAUUCACAGCCAUAAUGUUUACAUAAGCCAUGCUGCUGUCGCCACUGAGUAAGCAGUUUUUUAUCGCAUGUCUGACUUUUUGGACAUGUAUAUAUGGGCUUUCAGAAACAGUUUGCCAAAGGAGAAAAGAAAGUUGUAUUCCUGACACUCCUGUGUGUUCUGGUGAAUAAGUGGUUUCCAGCAAUGGUUUAGUAUUAAUACGUUUCUUAUUGAUAUUAUUAAGGCUGUAAUAACAACAAUAGCAAUAAAAUAAUAAUUAGAAAUAUUCUAGUGAUUAAGCUCGUACAUACAUGAGGUGUUUCCACGUGUUAUUUCAGCACAACAGAUGGACGUGCUCAAGCAUUGAAAUUGGUGCGGUUUAUAUCAAUCCCAUUUGGCCUGUCUCCAUGUAUGUAAGCUUUCACUCUUUUAUUGGUCUACACAUCGUUUUAUAAACGUGGUAACUG
Molecule: messenger RNA, 1538 nt
Organism: Etheostoma spectabile (orangethroat darter)
Lineage: Eukaryota; Metazoa; Chordata; Actinopteri; Perciformes; Percidae
Product: protein POLR1D
Exons: 3
Coding region: 163-600 (145 amino acids)
Source: RefSeq, a predicted model, not a curated record